GAAGGAGAGAGAAAUCUAACGUGUUUUUUUCGUAAUAAAAUUCACAUUUGGUGUAUUGAGAGCAUCGCGGCCAACAUCACGUCGUAAUAUGGUCGUCUGCUUGAAGCGUUUACUUUCGAAAUGCAUCGUAAAGGAAUGCGCGGAUGCUGAGAGGCCGGUGUGUGGAAUGCGCGCGUUGUCACAGCGACAGAGCGACUUGGAUACAGAACGUCACGGAAUGAACGUGAGCGCGCCUAGGAAGAAAAGAGAGAUAGCGAAAUGAGCGCGCGCGCGCGAGGAGAGCGAGAGAGACGGGUAAUCAAAAAGCACAGCAUCUCUUCCAAUGCUAAGGCUCCCGGAAUAACGGGACCGCUGUAACAUUCGCUGUCUCGGAGCACUGGAGCCGAUGGUGAGCACCAUGACCACCUAGCAGGACUGAGAUGCUAAGGAUGCCGAUAGAUUCACUUCAAGUCAGUGUGUAAAAUCAGCUUUGGUUACCGGGACUAUCUGAAAAUAGUAAUAUAUGUCAAGACAAUGCUGGUUAGACACUUAGAAGAUAAAAACAAGACGCGAAUUAAUCUUCGAUAUGCUGGGAUGGGAAAGACAAGCUGUCGUCUGCUAACACCAAUUUCAAAGGACAAAUUCAGCUAGACUUAAUUUACGUAACCUAUACUUUGCGUAAAUCGAGCAGCGCACGUACGCAGUUCUUCAUUUCAACCGUUUUAUUCUUAAUGUUUCCGAUGUCAGUAGAAAUAGUGAAACAUUUACAGCUGUUCUCGGACAACGGAGAAUAUAGUAGGGUUUUUCAGAGUGUCUGCAUAUAAGAAAAUGCAGCUCAUGCUGAUGGAAUUGCCCUGACAACAGAAAAAACGAGGAAAUACCCACAGAUCUCCUUAUAAAUUAACCGCGGAUUUCUGCCUGCUGGUCAUACCCAGGUUCAACUAUCAUCUUCGUGACUAUUUUGACUGACCCGAUGAGGACAGCUCAGGGAGAUGGAACGUAACAGACUAUUCAACUUCACUGUCUGCUUCAUUUCGAAGAUAACCCACUUGUGCUGAGCACGACUAUAGUUGCUCGUCCACCCCAACCCUUCCACAGCCCCCAUUCCUGUUUUCCCAUCUUGUUCCCUCCUCUGAAUCAAACAGUUUCACUUGUUUGUCCUCUAUGGUUUAAUUUAAUUUACCCUUCACCUGUGACGAAGCACAGAGGAGGUUAACCGGUGAAGUAAAGAAGGAAAGAGAAAGAGACAUGUAUCUCACCUAUUCUUGUAAACGUGACUGGGGCCAUGCCCGCAAUUCAGAAAUUACCCACACGCUCUUCAUUUUCUGGUUGACACUUUGGAUCACAGUGGCCUCAUGCCAACGCAUCGAUCCUGGUACGAAGUAUCCCACUGUGACAACAAACUACGGCAAGUUGCGUGGGAUCAAAAAAGAGCUCAACAACGAGAUUCUGGGUCCAGUAGAGCAGUACCUGGGUGUCCCAUAUGCCACAGCGCCGAUCGGAGACCGCCGCUUCCAGCCACCUGAAGCUCCUGGGUCCUGGCAGGAAGUGCGUAACGCCACGCAGUUCGCCCCUGUGUGUCCGCAGAACUUGCAUGGUGUUUUGCCUGAGAUCAUGCUGCCUGUUUGGUUUACCGACAGCUUGGACGUAGCCGCCACCUACAUCCAGAAUCAGAGUGAAGACUGUCUCUACCUCAACAUCUAUGUGCCCACAGAAGACGGUCCACUCACAAAAAAACAUGAUGAAUCAACACUGAACCGGCCACGAGAUGAAGACAUCCGUGACCGCAGGAAGAAACCUGUCAUGCUGUUCAUUCACGGUGGCUCUUAUAUGGAAGGAACUGGAAACAUGUUUGAUGCCAGUGUGCUUGCUGCGUACGGCAAUGUCAUUGUAGUCACCAUGAACUACAGACUGGGAGUUUUGGGUUUCCUCAGCACAGGAGAUCAGUCUGCAAAAGGUAACUAUGGCCUGUUGGAUCAAAUCCAGGCCCUGCGCUGGCUAAAUGAGAAUAUUGGACACUUUGGUGGCGAUCCUGAGCGGAUCACUAUCUUUGGCUCUGGUGCUGGAGCAUCUUGUGUCAACCUGCUAAUCCUGUCACACCACUCUGAGGGGUUGUUUCAGAGAGCCAUUUCUCAGAGUGGUUCAGCCAUCUCUAGCUGGUCCAUCAAUUACCAGCCCUUGAAAUACACCAAGAUUCUGGCACGUAAAGUGGGAUGCACAUAUGGGGAGACCGCAGACCUGGUGGACUGUCUCCGCCGAAAAAACUUCAGAGAGCUGGUGGAUCAAGACAUCCAGCCAGCCCGCUAUCAUAUUGCGUUUGGACCUGUUGUGGAUGGAGAUGUUGUGCCAGAUGACCCUGAGAUCUUGAUGCAGCAGGGGGAGUUCUUGAACUACGACCUUUUGAUUGGUGUAAAUCAAGGUGAGGGACUAAAGUUUGUGGAUGAUGGGGGCACUGAGAGUGAGGAGGGAAUUUCAGCGGCAGCCUUUGACUACACCAUCUCCAACUUUGUAGACAACCUCUAUGGAUACCCUGAAGGUAAAGACAUUUUGAGAGAGACUAUUAAGUUCAUGUACACAGACUGGGCAGACCGAGACAAUGGCGAUAUGCGGCGCAAGACUCUUCUCGCACUAUUCACUGAUCAUCAAUGGGUGGCGCCAGCCGUCGCUACUGCCAAGCUUCAUGCUGAGUACCAGUCUCCCGUCUACUUCUAUACAUUCUACCACCACUGCCAAACAGAGACAAGACCUGAAUGGGCUGACGCGGCACACGGGGAUGAGAUUCCGUAUGUGUUUGGGGUGCCCAUGAUCGGCGCUACAGAUCUUUUCCCUUGCAACUUUUCCAAAAAUGAUGUCAUGCUUAGUGCUGUAGUCAUGACAUACUGGACCAACUUUGCCAAGACCGGGGAUCCCAACUUACCUGUUCCUCAGGACACCAAGUUCAUUCACACCAAGCCCAAUCGCUUUGAGGAAGUGAUCUGGACCAAGUUCAACUCUAAAGACAAGCAGUAUCUCCACAUAGGCCUUAAACCUCGUAUCCGUGACAACUACCGUGCAAACAAGGUUGCCUUCUGGCUGGAAUUGGUUCCACACCUCCACAAUCUCCACGAGGAGCUCCUGAGCUCCACCACAACUCGGUUGCCUCUGGGGACCACCCGUACUCCACACUGGAAGGGCCAUGUACCUCGUACGACACGCCAUCCCUUUCCUACAUUCCCUUCAGAACCAGAUCCAGAUGGUUCAGAGCCCCCGAGAUUCUCACCCUUCCCGAGCGACAUCCGGGACUACUCCACUGAAUUGAGUGUGACGGUAGCUGUUGGUGCCUCUCUGCUCUUCCUCAACAUCCUUGCCUUUGCUGCACUUUACUACAAACGGGAUAAACGACACGAGAUGCGACGGCACCGACUCUCCCCGCAGCGUGGCGUGGCCGCUAAUGAUUUAGCACACAGCCAAGAAGAGGAGAUUAUGUCGCUGCAAAUGAAGCAUUCGGAGCAUGACGCGCAUCAUGACAUGGAGCCGUUGCGGCCGCAUGAUAUUUUACGACCUGCGUGCCCACCCGACUACACGUUGGCCCUGAGACGGGCACCUGACGACGUUCCGCUAAUGACCCCCAAUACCAUUACUAUGAUUCCUAGUACCAUCACUGGCAUGCAAUCCCUUCAUGCUUUCAACACCUUCCCCACAACCACCGGCCACAACAACACCUUGCCCCACCCUCACUCUACCACCCGUGUAUAGUACCGCCCCCGAAACAAUUGCAUAUCCAGAUUUCGCUAUCUGUCCAAACUUUGAACAAGCGUAUUCUGUUCUCUGCCGUCGUCACAGACAAAUAUCAGAGGACUGCUAUGCGUUGUGCACACUUAUAGGGGUGUGUUUGUUGUGUCUGACUCUACAGUGAGCAACAGCAUCAGCCAGCAGUGACAAGUCAUUUGUCUUUUACUGGAUUUCAACUUGCUGUUUGUUUUUCCACAAUGCCCUUACAUAGACGGGGAUAUUUCUGAAGGAGUGACUGGUUGAUGAUUGACUAAUAAUCCGAUAUAAGGGGAAAUAAUACCAUUUUUCCCCACUUCUCUCACUGAAGUGGCAGAGUACAGAUAUCAUGUUUCCAUAUACUUUCAUUCGCUUUUAUCCGUCUUUGUUAUUUCAUCACAGUGCUGUCACUACCAAAUCAUGCGUCUCUCCUGUGAGCACUAUUUGAAUGUGAUCUGUGAUCUUGAAUUAUGUCGUACAUGAGUUAUAGGGGCAUUCGCUAAAACAAAAUGUUGUGUUUACCUCCGGUCUUGUGUCAAGUAUUAAAUUAUACCUUGUUACAACAGAUACAGAGAAUGAGAAAACAUGAUAAUGUCUGACAGGAGACAAAACAAAAGUGCCAACCUACUCUCUCUUUCUCUCUCUAUCUCUCUUACUCAAAUGUUUUUAUGACAUUACAUCACAGGUAUUUGAUUUCCCUGUGUUAUUUCUUAGGCUGAUUUUUGUAUGUACAGAUAUACAGUAUAGACAAAUAUAUAAAGAAUGAUAUAUAUUUACAUGGAUUGCUCAGUGGGAUCUAUGCAUGAAAUAUUUUUAAAGCAACAAGUACACUGAGCUGAAAACCCUUACGGCACAUUUUUGUUUUGCAUAUUUGUUUACAACUUUUAAUUUGCUUGCUUACAACUAUUACAAAAAUGAUGUCAGCAUCAUACAGGCUAUAACCUUCUCAUCACUAAAAUAUUCUCUCUUUCAUCCCAAUUCAAUAAGGCUAUUGGCAAAGUUCUUUCAAAGGCUUUUUUAAUAUUCAAGUUGUUCGAGUUUGUGCCAUACCAUUGUGCUGUACAGUACAUUUAGUGCACAAGUGAAUGACCAGAGCUAUCGGUGAUGGUCUGGCCAGUUUGUUUAAAGUACCACACAUGGCAAAUUCAGAUGUAGCUUUUCUACCUCUCUUUCAAUGGCCUGUGAUGUGUAUAUAACGUUUAGCUUUUCAUUAUCUUCUUUUUCAGAUUCAAAAAAUUCAAAUUCUUACACCUUACUCUCCUUCUCCUCUCUUUCACUCUACAGAUGCUCUGUUUGGUAUUUGAGGACCCAGUUAAGUAAGCAUCUUUUUGUGUACAUUUGUGUAUGUAGACACAUAAGAACUAUUUUCUAGCCACUGUCUCUUACCAUGUACAGUACAUUUGUUUUAAUGUAAGUGUGUGAGGUAAAGCUGUAUGUCAGCAGUUUUGCAGUGGUAAUGAGUGCAUGUGACAGAGAGAGAGAGAUAAACAAUAGAUUGUUUGGAGAGAGACAGACAUACUUUGUUCUAGUUUUGAAAAACAACAAAUGAGCAAAGGCUCCUAGUAAAAAGUCUUGUUUCUUUCUUUCUCUCUCUCUUUGCCACCAAGCAUCUACCCACCUUCAUGCCAUGGUACAUUCAAAAUUGUUUGUAUGAUGUGAACUUACAUUAUAGGUUCAGUCUAAGUUUAUAAACAGCUCAUGUAUGUUUGAUGGGUCUCACAUCUAUCUGCACUGCACACCUGACUUUUUUUGGUUAUGACAAGCACAGCAAAAAGAGGGGGAGUGAACCAGCUAUUCUAAUAUACACAAAUGGUUUCUCUAAAACACGCCUUCAGGAUAAAGAACUAAUGGCUUAAAAUCAGACCAUGUUUUUUCAUGCUUUGUUAGUCUUCGUUUUCUUUCACUGCUGUAUCAUGAAGGAUGAGGAUUCAUCACUGUUGGCUCAGCUGCCAGUCUGUUGAGUCAGAGAUGCCUGGGAUAUUUCUCUCUGCCAUACACAGGACCAACAUAAUGGAGCAAGAACUAGUGUCAGUUUGCUGCACAAAACACUACAACAUGAAGAAACUCUUCAUUGCUAAGAGAUCAUUCUGGAGGUUCAGUACUGAAUGACAUUAAAAGCCCAGGGGAGGAAAAUAACAACACAACAAUAAAUGAAGGAGGAGACUGUAGUUAACUGCAGACACUACAGGAGAUUAUUUCUGGAUGUCUAAGAUUAUAGAUCUGACCUGUGGAUACGUAUCAUCUGUGGACUUUUAUGUGGUUGUAGGUAUUACUACUCCGUUUUAAUCCAACUAUAAGGAGUUAACUAGAUCCGCGUACAAAACGACUCAAUUCCAAUAAUCAAUGCCGAUUUACGGGACGAGUUUAGAAUCUUUAGUUAUUUUUCUGGUUUGUUUUUGUACGCCCGGCCACUAGAGUGUUGUGAUACAUACAGAAUAAAGACUCUACAUCCGUAAUGAGCCAUUCAUUGGGUCUACAGUUUGGGUAUACAGAGAGAGAAUGAGAAAUAGAAGUUAACUGUACAAUUUAAGUGUAAGAACAAACCAACCGAACUAUUUGUAAAUAUUCAGUUACUUGUUUGUUUGAUGUUUUGUUUUCUCAUUUGUUUUUUUAUUCUGGUCAAAUAAAAUAUGAAUACUUUGUGACCAGGACAACAGGUGCAAGUUCUAAUUCAGCCACCAGCAAAACUGAAAAUCUCAUUCACAGGAGGUUACAUUUUAUUUCUGCUUCUUCACUUAAUUUGGGGAUCUGUGGGUAAAGAUGAUUUAUUGCUCUUGUAUUUAGGCAUAAAAUAAUGUGUAUUGUAGCAUAUCAAUGUCACUUGAAUCAUCACAGCGAGUCAUGUUUUCGUACAUUUUAAAGAUACUAAAGCUACCAGUUCACAUAAAAUGCUGUGGACAGAUCUUUUAAAUGGAGAUGGACAGUAACUGGAUUUUAUCAGAGGUACUCUACUGAGUGAAACCAUUGUUGCAUUCAAUUCUUACCAAAAGACAGUAGAGAAAAUAAAGGGAAAAGUAUCAUUUAAUGGUCACAUUUUUACACUUAAGAAUACAUUUAAUCAUUUUGAAUAAAUUAAGCAUCUAGUGAAAUAACGGCAUAAUAAGUACAUGUAAGGCCUUGAUCUCAUUGUGUGAAUUUUGAUGAUUUAAAAAUUACAAAAUAAAUAAAUGAAGCACAUGUUAUUAUUAAGAAUAUCAAAACAUUUUACUGGGUCCUAAUUUACACCUGUUGCCCUGUUUUCCUAUAUAUGUUCAGAAACCGAAAGCCUCGAGAUGAAGUAUAAACAUGUUAAUAAUGGGUUUUUAGAAAAGAACAGAUACAAUCUAUAAGGUCAUGAUAGUUCACUUUAUUUAGAGGUUAUUAAAUACUGUAUGCUGUGACUCUGAUCUGGGAAAAAUUAAAGACAUUGAUAGCCAGACAUCAGACUCUGUUUUCUUUUAAUUAAAGGACCAGUCCGUGAAGUUUAGCGGCAUCUAGCGGUGAGGUUGCAAAUUGCAGUCAACAGCUCACUACACCCCUCCCUUUCGGAUCACUACUAGCUGACACAGGACAAAGAUAUUGUCAUGUUUUCGCUUCUUUGCCGAAGGAGAUAACGUAUUUACGAAACGCACUCUGUAGAGCAGUCUGUACAUUUAGGGCUACUGUAGAAACAACAUGGUGAAUUCUAUGUAAGGGGACCCGUGAUGUAAGUAGAAAUAGCCCAUUCUAAGGUAAUAAAAACAGUUCAUUAUGUAAGGUCUUUAUACACCUCUGAAGACAUAGUUAUGUAUAUUAUAUUUCAUUUCUGUCAGUAGAUCCUCUUUA
Triplophysa rosa is the source of this 7530-nucleotide messenger RNA. It is a transcript of the gene nlgn2a, whose product is annotated as neuroligin 2a. Lineage: Eukaryota; Metazoa; Chordata; Actinopteri; Cypriniformes; Nemacheilidae. The coding region runs from base 1228 to 3714 and encodes 828 amino acids. Gene Ontology annotation, biological process: synaptic vesicle endocytosis; neuron cell-cell adhesion; chemical synaptic transmission. The transcript is spliced from 9 exons. Gene Ontology annotation, molecular function: neurexin family protein binding; signaling receptor activity. Gene Ontology annotation, cellular component: postsynaptic specialization membrane; cell surface; synapse. The record is from RefSeq and is a predicted model, not a curated record.